This is a messenger RNA of Nanorana parkeri, 419 nucleotides long. Its product is annotated as prostate stem cell antigen-like. Bases 1 to 381 code for a protein of 126 amino acids. The record is from RefSeq and is a predicted model, not a curated record. Lineage: Eukaryota; Metazoa; Chordata; Amphibia; Anura; Dicroglossidae. The transcript is spliced from 3 exons.
AUGGCAGCCUACGCAAGCAUCCUCCUUCUGGCCGCUCUCUGCAUAGGGACAGCCUAUUCCCUGCAAUGUUACACCUGCACCGCUGCAUCCAGCAACAGCAACUGUCAGACGGCGACUAACUGCACAUCUGGACUAAACUACUGCGAAACGGACGUAGCAUCUGCUUCAGCCGUUGGAAUUUCUGUAACCACCAUAACCAAGUUUUGCACCUCCAGCUGCACGCCAACCAGCACCAGCUACUAUGUGGGCUCAACUUCCACGUCCUGCUGCUCCACUGACCUGUGCAACACCAGCGGAGCCAUCAGCAUCAAGUCCACCUAUUCCGCCAUUUUCCUGGUGCUGGGAACCAUUGCCAUGCUCUUCAGCAGCUCCCUUCUCUGAAGUAUGGUGUGAGAUAAUGCAUUGCCCUCCUGCACCAA